AUGGUGUUAGGAUGUAAGCAUAGAAAGUUAUAUGCGGGUAAAUUUUCUUACCAGAAAUUUGUGUUUAGCAGCUUGUUGAAGAUAUGGAAUAUGAAUAACAAAUACACAGGCGUUUUAGGAGUUUACAAUUGUCAAGGAGCAGCUUGGAAUAGUGUUGAAAGAAAGAACACAUUCCACGAAACAAAAUCUGAGGCAUUAACAGGCGCCUUUAAGGAUCUGACGCCCAUUAAGGUGUUAGCACUUGGGUUCAGCUUUGCACCCUUGGGACUCAUUGCCAUGUAUAAUGCCGAUGGUGCCAUUGAUGGGCUAAUGUAUGAAGUGAAAGGAGGAGCAAAACUAUCGAAGUUGGACGAGGGAUAUAAGGAUGAAACCAGCAUAGUGAGCGAUGAUCUUAGUUGA
This is a messenger RNA of Mercurialis annua (annual mercury), 399 nucleotides long. Its product is annotated as probable galactinol--sucrose galactosyltransferase 6. The record is from RefSeq and is a predicted model, not a curated record. The transcript is spliced from 3 exons. Bases 1 to 399 code for a protein of 132 amino acids. NCBI's taxonomy places the organism in Eukaryota, Viridiplantae, Streptophyta, Magnoliopsida, Malpighiales, Euphorbiaceae.